CACAGGCUUUGAUCUGCGGUGGGUGGAGGUCGCGCUCCGGUGGUGGUUUCCCCUCGCUUGAAUAUCCCGUCCGGGCUGAGACGUUCGAAGUGCUUGGCGGUCUGCCUUGAUGUCGUGUGCUGGCCGGAGAUCCCACAAGGCCUUGUAGCAGGUUGCAGCCCCAGAGGGAGCCUGCAGACCAGGGAGAGGCGGAGCUCCCAGCCCGAGCGGAACCUCCAAGGCUGCAGUCUGUCUGCAGAUUCCCUUUCUCCCUCCUCCCUCCUCCAGCUCCAUGAAUCAGUGCACGUUCACUGUCCCACCUGUAGUGUAGAGCGAGCCGAGCUGGAAACAAAAGCCUUUUCUGAACUUAGAAAACUCAGAUAAACAGCCGAGUUAGUCACACGUAUCUUCUGUUCUUAUUGCCGAAAAGUCUCCCUUAAGAAAACAUGGAGGAAUUGGGAAAGUCGUGGCAUUCUCUCCGUUUUAGCUCGGUUUCAAUCGUAUAGACGGGCUGCUGCCAAACUUUCCUGCCCGUCUGCCGUUCCCACUGGGCGGUCGUUCCGUGUAACUUUAACCCGGGGAUUUUUCGGCCUGUUGUUUAUUAUUAUUAAAAAAAGAACACCGUGAAGUUAGAGACCCUAGAAUGUCGAUCUUGGGCUUAAAGAAGAAACAGCCAAAGACUUUCAAAGUGAAAGUCAUCACCAUGGAUGCUGAAGUGGAGUUCAGUUGUGAGGUUAAAUGGAAGGGAAAGGACCUUUUUGAUCUGGUGUGCCGCACAAUCGGACUGAGGGAGACCUGGUUCUUUGGGCUCAGGUAUACCGUGAAAGAUACCUAUGCUUGGCUGAAAAUGGAGAAGCGGGUUUUAGAUCAAGAGGUUCCGAAAGAGUUUCCUAUCACGUUUCAUUUCCUAGCAAAGUUUUUCCCGGAAAAAGUGGAGGAAGAGCUUGUUCAAGAGAUAACGCAACACCUAUUCUUCCUACAGGUGAAGAAGCAGAUUUUGGAUGAAGAGAUAUUUUGUUCUCCGGAAGCAGCAGUUCUCUUGGCAUCAUAUGCUAUUCAGGCCAAGUAUGGAGACUACGACCCCAAUUUUCACAAGCCAGGAUUUUUGGCCCAAGAUGAGCUCAUGCCUAAGAGAGUUCUGAUGCAGUAUCAGAUGACUCCAGACAUGUGGGAGGAGAAGAUAACGGCGUGGUAUGCGGAGCAUAGGGGCAUCGCCAGGGAUGAAGCUGAGAUGGAUUACCUGAAAAUAGCACAGGACCUUGACAUGUAUGGAGUCAGUUACUUCUCAAUAACUCAAAACAAGAGGGACACAGAGCUUCUCCUUGGGGUGGACGCCCAGGGGCUUCACAUAUACAACCCCAACAACAAGCUGAACCCUAACAAGUCCUUCCCUUGGAGUGGCAUCAGAAACAUAUCCUAUAGUGAGAAGGAGUUCACAAUAAAGCCAUUAGACAAAAAGAAGGAAGUCUUUAAGUUCUAUUCAUCCCAGCUCAGAGUCAACAAGCUGAUUCUGCAACUAUGCAUUGGAAACCAUGACCUGUUUAUGCGGAGAAGGAAGGUGGAUUCAAUUGAGGUCCAGCAAAUGAAAGCACAGGCCAAGGAGGAGAAAGCAAGGAAGAAGAUGGAGCGGCAGAUUCUCUCUCGGGAAAAGCAGAUGAGGGAGGAGGCAGAGCGUGCAAAAGAGGACAUGGAAAGGCGACUCUUUCAGCUACAGGAUGAAGCACGGCUGGCCAAUGAAGCACUGCUUCGCUCGGAGGAGACGGCGGACCUGCUGGCAGAGAAGGCCCAGAUCGCGGAGGAGGAGGCUAAGCUGCUGGCCCACAAGGCAGCCGAGGCGGAGCAGGAACGCCAGCGGCUGGAGGUCACGGCACUGAAGACGAAGGAGGAGAAGCGGCUGAUUGAGCAGAAGAUGCGGGAGGCGGAACAGCUGACUGUCAAGCUGGUGGAGCAGUCAGAGAGGAGGCUGAAAGAGGCAGACCAUCUGAAGCAGGACCUGAACGAGGCUAAAGAUGCAGAGCGCAGGGCCAAGCAGAAACUGCUGGAGAUCACCAAGACCACCUACCCGAUCAUGGCGGCUUAUUCCAGCCCCCCUCUGACCCUUGAAGGAGGAGGGGACCUUAACCUUGAUGCAGGCCCCUGCAGGACGGACUUCAAGGACAGCGAUAUGAAGAGGCUGUCCAUGGAGAUCGAGCGGGAGCGGCUGGAGUACAUGGAGAAGAGCAAGAACUUGCAGGAACAGCUGAAGGAGCUCAAGUCGGAGAUCGAGUCCCUGAAGCUGGAGGAGCAGCAGCAGAGCAGCUUGUUUGCCCCCCGCAAUGACCCCCGCCUCUACUUCGAGCCACCAUACGUCCCCCACAGCAAUCGAAACUCCGCCUACCUGGCUCAGAUGGCGUACUCCGAGGAGGUGUGACGAGGAUUAAGGGCGGGUGACUGGCCGCCUUGCGCUCCAAGCAUCCCUAAAAUAUAUGUACAUUAUAUAUAUAUAUAUAAUCACUGCCUUGCAUUAAUGACACUCAAACUAUUGAAAUACCUCUGCAGUAAUGCAAAGUCAUUUAACUUUUAUUCUCCUCCUUUUAUGACAUGUGUGUUCAGUGAAACACAAAUGCUGCAAAUGCUUUUUUAAUUUUCCUGAUUUCAGGGACUUGUUGCUACCACUGCAGUGAACAGCUCAGCAUUUAGCCUAGCGUGUUUUUCGUAUAACCAAGUACCUUCUCCUUGUAACACUUGGUGUUUUGCAUGUUCAAAUGGAAGUUGAAUAAAUACUUUGUUUUACAAUGUA
Paramormyrops kingsleyae is the source of this 2758-nucleotide messenger RNA. NCBI's taxonomy places the organism in Eukaryota, Metazoa, Chordata, Actinopteri, Osteoglossiformes, Mormyridae. The record is from RefSeq and is a predicted model, not a curated record.